AUGCAAGACCCAAGGCCGCCUGUUGGGUAUGACAGUCUCAUGAUGGGCUUGAAUGAUGCCCAUGAAAGCGCAGCUCCGGUGGCCGAGUCGAUUAACCCCAAGGUGAUCACAUACCAGGGCGUCACAACUCCGGGGUCUGGCGCAGUCUUUCACAAUCAAGCGGGUGAUCUCCACUCAUCCACAUUGUCAUGGAUUAUGCCCCCUCCCAUCUUGGGGGACGAACUCGCUCCUCAGGUUCCUUCCGAUACGCUCGACGGCUUUAUGCCAUACAUCCAGACGCAAGACGGUCUCUAUUGUGCCACACAUCUUGACCAGGAGCAUAUGCCAAAGCUUCCGACUCCCCGCCAUCUUAACUGCGACGGCGCAAUAGAAUGGUCCCAGAACGAUUCAGCCUAUGCAUUCAAUGAUCUAUUCGAGUCGGCGGUCAGCUCGAACACAUCUCAAAGUUCCACCUGUCAAGGAACCCCCAAUGCCAUCCAUGAAAGCUUUCGCUACAAUGUGACCUUAUCCGCACCGGUGGCGAUGUUCCCGCAUGCUGAUGGGAACCCAGUGACGUAUCUCAACAAGGGCCAUACCUACAUCCUGAAUGUAGUCGACUCCAGUCCGCCCCUCGUGAAUGCUGGACCUGUUACAUACCGAACCUAUGUGCGCGUUACAUUCGAAGCAGAAGAACAGCGGUCUAAUCCGGCUGUCGCGUGGCAACUCUGGAAAGCGCUUCGGGGCCAACAAGGAGCACUGGACCGGGAGGGCAUGCCUCUAGGUGUAGAGUUCGGCGAAUUCCUCCAUGGAGACGCCAAAGAUGGGGCCAAUCCCCGAGUCCGAGCCGAACAGGCCUCCAUUGAUCAAUUUUCCGUCAUAUGGACCAGUGAUCCAGCCAAACACGCCGCUUCCUGCGAUAUUCCCGUCAAGUUCAACUUCUUAUCGACCGACUUCACUCGUGCAAAAGGGGUGAAAGGUGUGCCUGUUCGACUCUGUGUUCGGACAGAAAUGUUGCUCGAGGAGUCGAGCGGAUCUGAAAUGUGCUACUGCAUCGUCAAGCUCUUCCGUGAUCACGGUGCCGAACGAAAAAUGACGAACGACGAAGCCUCCGCCAAGAAGCGGAUUGAAAAGCUCAAGCACGAAAUUGCCAAGGAAGAGGCUAAGGCUCUUUCCUGCAAGCCAAGUCGCAAGCAUCUUUCACCAGGGGAUGGAAUGCUCGAGGCCCCUCCACAGAAGAGGCGACGCUCGGCGUGGCAGAGCGACCCAAUCCUCCACCACAAACUACACACUGAGCUUUCUAAAUUGACAAGCUUGCUUUCGUCCGAGCGUGAGAUGAGUAGACUUGGUCUUCGUGGGGCUGUUCAGGAUGAUCCAGUGGUCUGUCCUUUUGCUCUACCAACCGAGUCGGACUCGUCUACAGGAGAUGAGAGAACGGGGCCCAUUCGUGACGGACACAGGAAAUCUUUCUCAUCCGUGGUACCUGCAUCCAGGGCGGUCGACAAUAGUCCGAGUAGCCGCAGCAUCGCUCUUUUGGAAAGUUCACUCGAGACUCGAAGCACGACGAGUUCCGAAUCUGCAAACUCUACCCCAGCAUCCAGUAUAGCAAGCACUCGCGAAUCAUCUGCGGGCAGAUUCUCUCGAUAUGCUGCAUGCUUUCUCGUUCAGUUCGUGCGAAACGGGAAGCCCCUCCAUAGCUACCACCAUGCGAUAUAUCUAAGCGCACGGUCUGAAUCGGAACUCAACCAGAAGUUGGCCGAGAAACUGCCGAUCAGUCCGGAUCAAUUCCGGGUGAUCUGGGUCAAUCCCAAAGGUGUGAAGGUUAUAGUGGAUGACGAUAUGGUGGAACAGAUUCCAGAGGCGCAGGUCAUGAGUGCAGAUAUCUCUGCACUCCCAUCAAGGAAUGUGGCAGGUCCAGCUCCGUUGGUUUCACCCUCUGAAAUCAGAUUAAUAUUUUGA
Penicillium canariense is the source of this 1935-nucleotide messenger RNA. RefSeq lists its product as uncharacterized. Gene Ontology annotation, biological process: regulation of transcription by RNA polymerase II. Gene Ontology annotation, cellular component: nucleus. The coding region runs from base 1 to 1935 and encodes 644 amino acids. Lineage: Eukaryota; Fungi; Ascomycota; Eurotiomycetes; Eurotiales; Aspergillaceae. Gene Ontology annotation, molecular function: DNA-binding transcription activator activity, RNA polymerase II-specific; RNA polymerase II cis-regulatory region sequence-specific DNA binding. The transcript is spliced from 3 exons. The record is from RefSeq and is a predicted model, not a curated record.